Messenger RNA from Lingula anatina, 950 nucleotides. RefSeq lists its product as uncharacterized. Lineage: Eukaryota; Metazoa; Brachiopoda; Lingulata; Lingulida; Lingulidae. The record is from RefSeq and is a predicted model, not a curated record. Gene Ontology annotation, cellular component: plasma membrane.
GUGAAAAUUCUUGACAGCCUUUUCUUUGGCUUUAAAUCGUAUUUCUUUACUUCUAACAUAAGGCAAGAGAUCAAGCUUUUCCCUUUUUAAAGUUACAGUGAUUGGAGCUACUAUGGGAGUGGUUGUUCCUACUGCUUUGUGUGUUUCACUAGUACUGUUCAUUCUCUACAGGAGGAAACAUGGUCACAGGACCCUCUGUUUCAAAGAGGCCCACAAUGAUACAACUAAGAUCACCACAUUUGAAAAUGACUUUACUGCAGAUCCCAAGACUAAUAGUGAUAAUGCUGCACACUCACAGAUUGACUAUAUGGUAGCUAAUGACCUAUAUGGUGAUGGGACAUCAGGGAUAGAUAGUCAAGAUUCUAUAGAAAAUGAAUUUGACAAUGGUACCAUUACACGGACUGUUCACACUGACAGCAACGGCCUCUACAAUGAAGAAACUAUUAUGACCGACUGUGACAUUUACACAUCAGAGGACCUUCAGGAAGGCAGUGAUAGCGACAGUCUCUAUAACAAAGAGGCUGUUAUGAUGGACUGUGACAUUUAUGUUUCUGAAGAUAUUCAGCAAAAUUAUGAGAACUUUCAACUGGAUGCCCUGUAUGCAAUGCCAGCAAAAGGAAAAGCUUGUGGAAAAAAUUCUCAAGAUAAACCCCCUAUUACACCAAGGAGAAAAGACAAAGAAAAAUAGAUUGUAGCCCAUUCUAUGAUGUAAAGGAAACUUUAAACUCAAGAAUUGUUAUUGAAUAAAACAGAAUAGAAUGUUUCUCCUCAUCUUGGUGAAUACUUGUAGACUGGACCAGAAUUUUCAUGGAGAUACAUUCCAGUUCAAACAGGGUUUAAUUUUCCAUGUUAGUUACUUGUAAACCAUUCACUUGAUCAGGUAAAUAUUAAUUCUACAGAGUUAGCUGUAUACCUGAUUACGUUUGGUGUGGCUGCAUGUGGUGCAUGUG